Oncorhynchus masou masou (cherry salmon) is the source of this 2746-nucleotide messenger RNA. Its product is annotated as vasculin-like. The transcript is spliced from 12 exons. Lineage: Eukaryota; Metazoa; Chordata; Actinopteri; Salmoniformes; Salmonidae. The record is from RefSeq and is a predicted model, not a curated record. Gene Ontology annotation, biological process: DNA-templated transcription; positive regulation of DNA-templated transcription. Bases 1159 to 2394 code for a protein of 411 amino acids. Gene Ontology annotation, molecular function: DNA binding; RNA binding. Gene Ontology annotation, cellular component: nucleus.
GAUUCUCGCGAAACAUUGCUGUAUCAGCGCCAUUUUGGGAAGGAGACAGGCAAAAGCGGCAAAAAUUAAAAAAUAAGCGAGGAAUUUGCAAACACUUAAACAAGUUAAUGAGAUGGUCAGUGUGAUACGGUUUAUACAUACAUGUCAGCGUCUUAACUUAGUCUUACGAAACAACAAAAAAAGCGAAUGACAACUGCUUAAGGGGGCACGAGCGAGUAAGCUGUGACAGACUGAUUCUGCAAGCUAACGACGCUAGCCAAUAUCAGCUUGUGUUGAACCGCAUGAAGGAGUCACUAUCUGCAAUGUAGCUAACUAACGAAGUUUUCGGAAGAGCUUUGGCAUCAUUGAAAGGUGAACAGCCUCACGUUAUAGGAUAUCCCAAUCAUCAAGGAAGAGAGACGUGACUUGCUACUAUUGGCUCAACUUCCGAGUUGCACUGAAUGGGAUAAAUCAGCAUCUGAACAUGUGGACUGGUUUUGUGGAAUUACAGAAGAUCUAUUUAAUUUUGCAUUUUAUUUGAGACUUUGAUAUGUGUGUGGACUUACAUCCUGCACUGACCAGCUUUAGUCUCAUCUUCCAAGUUUUCCAAAUGUUUCUCAAAAAAUUAAUCAUUUUUGAAAGCUGUAGUUACUAUUAGCUAGCUAACUUUAUUUUUGGCAACAUGUGAUCACACUAACAUUGUAUCGCCUGAUUUGAACAAAUAUGAGUUAAUGGUAUCUGGGCAGUUAAAACCCCUACAAAAUCACUGAAUCCUUCCUAAGGGGAUUGUAGCAAAUCCACCCCAAAUGUCUCUUUUGUAAAGUCGGGUGAGAACUUCGUUGGAUUUCCUUCAACAUCUCUAAAGGAUUUAAGCAUUCUGGGAACUGGAAUUACGUGGCAAAAAUGGAAAGUUAGUUGGGAUUAUCAACGUCAACAUUUUGUAAUUGACCCUAUCUGCACGAUACAUGUGGGGAGCAGAUUAACUGGAUAACUGACUGAGAACAAAAACACUAGGAGAAUUUUGGGAUUACAGCACAGGAGACGCCUCUGCUCAGUCCUCCGUAGCUGAUUCCUGUUGGAACAUUCCACAGAUUAUACACACUCAUCCUAUCCUGGUUGGAGGGGCUGGAGAAAUGAUGUGUUGAUGUCUUGCCCACCUCACUGGAGACGCAAACCUAAAUGGCGCAGCAUGACUUCACUCCAGCCUGGCUUAACUUUCCCACAGCACCCUCAUCAGCCAAGCCCUCUCAGGUCUGUGACAAGUCUUUCCAGUCUCCUGCCAAAUGUCUGGACAACCACGGGGAUGUGAGUCGCAGACGCCACAACUCAUCAGACGACUCAGAGCCUGUCAACGGACGCACUGGGGGAAUCUUCUCUAGGAAGGAGGGGAACGGAUGGGGGGUCCGGAACGGCAGCGAGGGCUCGAGCUCACGCCCUCCCCUCCAGCGUGGCGGACCCUCUCCUCGCUCCAAGAGCAAAGGCCUGCCCGAGGGCCAGCAAGGCCACAGGGACGAUGGGGACAGACGCAAACAGUUUGAAGCUGAAGACUUUCCAUCACUCCAUCCUGAUGCGGACCGAGAGGUCAACCGGGACAAAGCUGUUGCCACUGGAGUAUGGGAACACCCACCCAACCCUCAAUCCAGGUGCUCGAAAAUGAUGGUGAUCAAGCGCGUCUCCAGAGAGCAGCCCACACCAGCACAGACCUGCACGUCCACUCCUCAACAACAACAAGCCCCUUCCCGCAACGGCACUGGCCCUUCCCUCUAUAAGGGCCCCAUCCCCAUAUCUGUCAAUCUUCCAGUCAAGGCGAGUCGCUCCAGCUCGUCGUCCCCAGUGGACAAGGGCAGUCAGCCGCGGCUCAUGAUGCGUCUAACACGCAUGACACGCUCAGACCGCAAGAGCACCUUCCUCAAAGCCCUCAAAAAGGACAUGGUGGACGAGGAGGACCUCUAUCACCACUGCAAGCAUGACGAUGGUUUCCAUCCGCAGAACUGCAACGUGGGCUGCGGGGACGAGAACCGCAACCGUUGCGAGCGAAGUUUCUCGCAGGAGAACGGCAACAUGACCACACUAACAAUGAGGCAGCAAGUGCUGCGCUCCUCCACCUUCCCCCAGCAGGAGGUGCUAUCCAGCUCUUUGGAGGCAGAGCACAGGUUAUUGAAAGAAAUGGGUUGGCAAGAGGAGGGUGAGAAUGACGAGACGUGUGCCCCUCUGACGGAGGAUGAGAUGAGGGAGUUCCAAGCCAUCAGUGAACAGCUGCAGAAGAAUGGUCUGAGGAGAAACAGCUUCCUGAAGAACGGCCCUCCCAUCGACUCCCUGGCCGUGUGGAAGACCAGCAACCUCCAAAUGGCCACCGACACCACGGAGGAGACGGAGGAGACCAGCAGCAGCGACACCUCGGACGACGAUGCCUAAAGCAGCCUUCAUCAAUAACCCUAUUCACUGCUACUACACCUAACCCUCUCUCACCAGAGGAAAGAGACAUUUACCCCCUAAUGCAGAGCGGGCAAUUCAGACGUCCUCCCACCAUUUCAUUUCACAGGCCCCCUUCAAGACAUGGACAGAUGUUCCCAAAUGGACUUGAGAAAGAACACUGCUUUAUGGCUUUGUAGCAAGGCCCCUAUUUGUUGGGGCCGGGGGGGUGGAGAUUUCAGUGUUGGACUAAAUGUUUGUUCCAUCACUGAAAAGAUUGAUACUAUGUACCGUAUGAUGAAUGUGGAAAAAAAGGUCCGUUCUGGAGGCUAUUGAAUAAAAUGAUUGCAAUUCA